AUGGUGAUAGAAGGCGGCGGCAGCAAAAGAUUAGAUGACCUUCUGGACGAGAUCAACAUUAAAGCUCUGCGAUGCAAUCUGGAAGCUAAAUCCGGAAGCAGCAGCACAAGUAAGAUUACAAUCCUAAAUUCCACUUCCUUUGAUGAGAUCGAAAAUGCUAUCAAACCCAGGAUAGUGGAGAUUCUUGACAGAUUAGAACUUAUUCUAAAAGAGAAAGUUGAUCUGUGCAUUAAAACAAGUGUUAAAGGUAGACAACAAGCCACUUUACCUACAACAUCUUUGGUAGAAGACAACAACCACCCUUGCAAGACCACCCUUGCUCAACUGGUAUACAAAGAUCUUAGAGUGAAGCAACAUUUUGACCUCAAAGUAUGGGAUUGUGUUUCAGAAGAGUUUGAUGUUGCUCGAAUAACGCAGACAAUUUAUGGGGAAGUUAGUUCACAAACUUGUGACAUGACAGACCUCAACCAACUUCAAGUUAAACUCCAAGAGGCUUUGACAGGGAAGAAGUUUCUCUUUGUUUGUGAUGAUGUUUGGAAUGAGAAUUAUAUCCAAUGGGAUUUGUUAAGGCGUCCCUUUGAGUCCGGAGCACAUGGAAGUAAGAUCAUCGUCACAACGCGCAAUGAAGGUGUUGCAUCUGUUAUGGGUACUCUUCCAACUUACCAUCUCAUGGAAAUAUCUGACGAUAAUUGUUGGUUAUUAUUUGCAAAACAUGCCUUCAAAAUUGAAGGUCGUAAUGAAAAUUCAAAAAUGGAAGUGAUUGGAAGAGAAAUUGUUAAGAAGUGUAAAGGCCUUCCUUUAGCUGCAAAAGCACUUGGGGGUCUCUUACGCACUAAGGUAAAUGAGGAUGAAUGGAAAAAUAUAUUGAGAAGUGACAUAUGGGAGUUGUUAGACAAGAACGUUAACAUUCUUCCAGCUCUGUGGUUGAGCUAUCAUUAUCUACCUCCGCAUCUUAAGCGUUGCUUUGAGUAUUGUUCUUUAUUUCCAAAAGAUCACACAUUUAUAAAAUCGAAAUUGGUUAUGUUGUGGAUGGCCGAAGAUCUCUUACAACCUAGAAAAAAGAAAACUGCGGAAGAAGUUGGAGAGGAGUACUUUGAUGAUCUCAUCUCACGGUCAUUUUUCAACAGUCAUGAAUUAGAAAAGAUGCCACCAAAGAUGGGCAAACUGAAAGAUCUCCAAACGUUAAGUGACUUUGUCUUGGACAAAGGUCAUGGCGAUGAUAUCGCCGAGCUAAAGGAAUUUCAACAUUUGCAUGGAACACUUCGUAUUGCUGGCCUUCAGAAUAUUGUUCAUGCCGAGGAUGCUUAA
Prunus avium (sweet cherry) is the source of this 1308-nucleotide messenger RNA. The record is from RefSeq and is a predicted model, not a curated record. Lineage: Eukaryota; Viridiplantae; Streptophyta; Magnoliopsida; Rosales; Rosaceae.